UCCAUGAAGCUACCGAUGCUCGGAACCAUCUUGGCAUUCUUUUCCGUAAUUUUGACGACAAUGGCGGCUAACAAGGAGCGUACCUUCAUCAUGGUCAAGCCUGAUGGAGUCCAGCGAGGACUCGUCGGCAAGAUCAUCGAGCGAUUCGAGCAGAAGGGCUUCAAACUGGUUGCCCUGAAGCACACCUGGGCCUCCAAGGAGCUGCUGGAGAAGCACUACGCCGAUCUGUCCGCCCGUCCCUUCUUCCCCGGACUUGUUAACUACAUGAACUCCGGCCCCGUGGUGCCCAUGGUAUGGGAGGGUCUUAACGUGGUCAAGACCGGUCGUCAGAUGCUUGGCGCCACCAACCCCGCCGACUCCCUGCCCGGCACCAUCCGCGGCGACUUCUGCAUCCAGGUUGGUCGCAACAUCAUCCACGGCUCCGAUGCCGUCGAGUCCGCUGAGAAGGAGAUUGCCCUGUGGUUCAACGAGAAGGAGCUGGUCACCUGGACCCCGGCCGCCAACGACUGGAUCUACGAAUAGGCGAAUAGGGUGUCUCCAUCGCUUGUCAAAGCUCAUCUUAACUGAAUACAGAAAUUCUUCUAAAGAAUAAAAUUCCACGAUAAUUAGUAAAGAAA
Molecule: messenger RNA, 617 nt
Organism: Drosophila elegans
Lineage: Eukaryota; Metazoa; Arthropoda; Insecta; Diptera; Drosophilidae
Gene: awd
Product: nucleoside diphosphate kinase
Exons: 2
Coding region: 4-522 (172 amino acids)
Biological process (GO): GTP biosynthetic process; CTP biosynthetic process; UTP biosynthetic process
Molecular function (GO): nucleoside diphosphate kinase activity
Source: RefSeq, a predicted model, not a curated record